Messenger RNA from Sitophilus oryzae (rice weevil), 657 nucleotides. RefSeq lists its product as uncharacterized. The record is from RefSeq and is a predicted model, not a curated record. Lineage: Eukaryota; Metazoa; Arthropoda; Insecta; Coleoptera; Curculionidae. The transcript has a single exon. The coding region runs from base 1 to 657 and encodes 218 amino acids.
AUGGGUAUUCCAAUUAAUGAGGAACAUUUUCUGAUACUUAAUUUUGCAGAUGAUCAAGCAGUAUUUGCUCAAGAUUCCUUUGACAUGGAGUUUAUGCUCAGGAGACUAUAUACUCAGUAUCGGGAAUGGGGUCUAGAAGUCAGUUUAGAAAAAACAGAAUAUUUGGUAUUAAAUUCCGACGCCAAAUUUGAUAUUCUAAUUGACGACAAGGCAGAAAUACAACAGGUAGACACAUUCAAAUAUGUAGGAGCUAUAGUUGAUAAAAAUGGAAUCGGUGGGAUAGAGAUAAAACAGAGAAUUCAGAACGCGAGGAGAGUCUACCACUCUCCACUUAACUCAAUCUGGUGGGACAAACAUAUUAAUAUAAAGCAUAAAAAACAUAUUGGCCAAACAAUGGUAGAAUCUGUCUUAUGCUAUGGGAGUAUGAUAUGGGCCCUAAGAGAAGAAGAUAAACGGAGAAUAAUGGCUGUAGAGAUGGAUUACUUACGUAGAAGCGCUAGAGUGUCCAGAUUACAAAGAGUGAGAAACGAGGAAAUCAAAAACAGAACAUCGGCACAAGAAACAGUAAUUCAACGAAUAAAGAAAAGAGGUUUGAGAUGGUUUGGUCAUCUAAUGAGGAUGGAGGACACAAGAUGGCCAAAACGUGUAUUCAAAUAG